Molecule: messenger RNA, 1461 nt
Organism: Colletotrichum fioriniae
Lineage: Eukaryota; Fungi; Ascomycota; Sordariomycetes; Glomerellales; Glomerellaceae
Source: RefSeq, a predicted model, not a curated record
AUGAACGACUCUACAUCGGACACCCUGCCGGCUAUAACAGACACGCAAGCGACAACCCCAACCAUCAAGACGCCUACGACUAUCGUCAAGGUCUUGGAUGCUAUCAAAAUCGACGAAGAUGGCGACCUAGAGAUUCUAGUCGGCGCAGGCGAGACCGCGCAGUCCUUUAUCGUCUGCGCCAAGACUCUUGGCCGCCACUCGCAAGUGUUCAAGAGAAUGCUUUUCGGUGGCUUCAAGGAAUCAAAACCCUCCGAGAGCGAUGGCGGCGAUUGGGUGGUGGAGCUUCCCGACGAUGAGGCGAAACCUUUUCAGAUCCUUCUUGACAUCGUUCAUGGAUGGUUCGAGCAGGUCCCCGAACUACUCACUCUCGACGAGCUGACUGCGCUCCUCGUCUUGAUGGAAAAAUACGAUGUCACCUCUUUAACACGUCCCUGGGCCGCUGGCGAAAUGGUCACGAAGAUUGCAAAUGAAUCGACCCGUUCGUCUGACGGGAGUGAGCGGCUGCAAUACGGGGGCAGUUAUCUUGAUGAGGUGACGAGUUUAGAACCGCCUGGGCUGUUUGAGAUCAUCCGAAAGCAUCGUGAGGCUGGAGUUGCCGCAGAGCUAAGUCCCUACGUGGAGCUCUACGCUAAGUUGACUACGUCCACUGGAAACGAUUUCUGGUGUACCUCGAGCGCGGAGUUGAUGUCGCGUCAGAAAUGCGACGGCCUGCUUCUUGGGACCUUGAUCAUGGGCCUCCUAAGGAAGGGUCUUCCCAUCACGGCAGAGCAGCCUGCGGAACAAUAUCUUGGCAAUUUGUCACUCUUGAGAGCUACUCUCAACGACCUACAGCUCUUUGUGAUCCAUGACAAGGUUCAGCAUGCGCCCAACUGGACAUGCAGAGCCAAGCUGGUCGAUUGGAUAGAGCAAAGACUCCACCCGGCAAAAAAGUUGAACGAGGAAGCUGUUAUGGUACAGCAUGUUCACAAGAUUCGUCUUCUCAAGCAGGCGCGAAAGACUGGGGUAGAUAGAAUUCCCGUGACUCUGAAGCCGACAAAAGCAAACCUAGCGCCAAACGGGUGGGCCGAGUUCGAAGAUAUGAGUGUGAUCUAUGGAUGCGAUGACGGAACAGUCACCGAAGACCUUGCCCUCAUGAAAUGGGCUCGUCUAUUUGCUGAAGCUUGCCAGAAACUCGGACGCGAAGACUCACCAGGUCCCAAACUUGAGGAUUGGGUCCUCCAAGCCCCAUUCAAGAAUGUUGUUCACCAACACUUCAAGAUCCCCCUUGGCCCAUGGGCCAAGAAGGCUCAUAAUAAGGAUCUCGGGAUGUGCAAUCUGGCUCAAACGCUGGAAGGGCUUGAUGCCUUCACUUUGAAACUGUUUAUCGGUGUUCUUGGGUGGACUAGAGAGGAGGUGGUUGUGCUCUUGGCCCAAGUUCGCAAGGACUUGAAAAAUAGCGCGAUCCAUGCAUAUCUGAACUAG